AAAAAAAAAAAAUAAUAAUAAAAAAAUUGAAAUUUGCUUUGUAUCCUUCUUCUCAGAUUCCCACUCUCCAUUUUCAUUAUCUUCCUCGUACCGCGCCGAACGAUCUCGGCGUUCCCUACGCUGUGCUCUUCUUCUCAACCCAGCAUGGAUAAUGGUGGAGGUCUGAGUUUGUUCCCACUGCAUCGCACCAAGACCAUUCACCUGGUAAGGCACGCUCAAGGAAUCCACAACGUAGAUGGGGAUAAGAACUACAAAGCUUACAUGUCCCCAGAAUACUUUGAUGCACACCUUACUCAGCUGGGCUGGCAACAGGUUGACAAUUUGCGUAAACAUGUGCAUUCAACUGGGCUUAUAAAGAAAAUUGAUGUGGUCAUCACAUCUCCAUUGCUAAGGACCAUUCAAACAGCUGUUGGGGUGUUUGGUGGCGAGGGCUAUGCAGAUAGGAGGGAUAAAUUACCAUUAAUGGUAGCAAAUGCUGGAAACAGCGGCCGUGCUGCAAUCUCAAGUCUAAACUCCCCACCAAUUCUUGCAGUUGAACUGUGUCGAGAGCAUUUGGGAGUUCAUCCUUGUGAUAAGAGGAGAAGCAUUAGCGAAUAUCAGUUCCUUUUUCCAGCAGUUGAUUUUUCCAUGAUAGAGAGUGAUGAUGACAGUUUAUGGAAGGCUGAUGUCAGAGAGACCAAAGAGGAAGUAGCAAUCAGAGGAAAGAACUUCCUGAACUGGUUACUCACAAGGAAAGAGAAGGAGAUUGCAAUAGUUACACACAGUGGAUUCUUGUUUCACACACUUGCUGCAUUGGGCAAUGACUGCCACCCUCUCGUGAAGAAAGAAAUUUCUAGUCACUUUGCCAAUUGUGAGCUUCGUUCUAUGGUCAUCGUGGACAGAAGCAAUAUUGGUUCGGAUUUUUCAUCAACUAAUUAUCCUGGAAAGAUCCCAUCUGGCCUUGAUGCUCCUAGUGAUGCUGGUUGCAAUCCAGAUCAAGAGAAAGACUCGCCCAACUCAAUACCAAAGUAA
Striga asiatica is the source of this 1011-nucleotide messenger RNA. Lineage: Eukaryota; Viridiplantae; Streptophyta; Magnoliopsida; Lamiales; Orobanchaceae. The record is from the annotation of a GenBank genome assembly.